Pichia membranifaciens NRRL Y-2026 is the source of this 2337-nucleotide messenger RNA. RefSeq lists its product as hypothetical. Gene Ontology annotation, molecular function: glucan endo-1,3-beta-D-glucosidase activity; endo-1,3(4)-beta-glucanase activity. NCBI's taxonomy places the organism in Eukaryota, Fungi, Ascomycota, Pichiomycetes, Pichiales, Pichiaceae. The record is from RefSeq and is a predicted model, not a curated record. The coding region runs from base 130 to 2271 and encodes 713 amino acids. Gene Ontology annotation, cellular component: cell surface. The transcript is spliced from 2 exons.
GUGAUCUAUUCCCUUUUACAGUUUCUUCUCUGCUGGAUGCCAUUUUUUUCUUUUAGCUUUUGAGGUGGCUUGUUUAACACCCGACAAUUUCUGUUGUCAAGGGUUUGUUUGCUUCUCUUAAAUUUUCCGAUGAAAAAAUCUGCUGUUCCUGCCCAGACUUCGGGAGACAUUUUUACCGCUAUCUCUACUGCUGAGCCUAGCACGUCAUUGUACCCUCGUCUGGCAAGUACCGUUGCUGUUCCUUCCAACGCCACCAAAUCUGGUGCUGUCCAGACUAAUAAUUUUUGGGGUAACAUUUCAUUAGGGGACCAGAACUCGGUCGUUUUCACUCAUCCAUAUGUUCUUUGGAAAUCCACUACAUCUGAUUUCAAUGGCCUAGCUAUUUCUCAUCAGACCGAUUCUCAAAAGGUCUGGGGUGACAAGAAUGAUCAUGGCGCUUCAUCGUACUUUUACAGUGCUGCUGGUGUGAUGUCCUUGGUUCUCGGCUCAAAGGACUUUGACAAUGGCUGCUCGAUUUCGUUGCAAAAUAUGAAAAGAAUGUCUAUUGAUGUUACCUUGUCCAGCCCCAAUGCGGGCUCUUUGACUGCUUCAGUUUUGCAAGGAAUGGGAAUGGUAACCGCAGUUUACAAUGAUUUGAUUCCAGAGAUCCAUUCCCAGGUUGGAAUCAGCUCCGUUACAGGAGGUACAGCUCCUAAAACAGGAACUGACAAGUACAAAAUUGUUUUGAAGGAUAACUCAACUUGGUACAUGUAUGUUACUUUCACGGACAACCAAACGUGUAAGUUUGCAUUGAAGGAUUCAGGCCAUAUUAUUGGGUCAAAUUCUAUCAAUAAUUGUUGGAUCCAAGUGUGUUGCGGUGAUUUCAGUGAUUACGAUAGAGCUGCAGGUUGUUAUCCAACUGCAUGCACUUUAUCGGCAUCAACCUCGGGUUCAACCGGAACUUAUGCUUUGAACUACACUACUGCAGGCUCUGGAACUACACCACUGAUGUACGCACUUCCUCACCAUGUUGCUUCAUUCACAUCGAAAACCUCAAAUACCAAAUCUAACGCAUCGUUGGAUGAUACAGUCCACGGUACUAUGGUGGGAUAUUUGACCAAUGUUUUCGAAAUGUCUGAGAACUUACCAACUUCUCUUGGAAUGGACCCAUGGUCCAAAAUUUCAGGUUUUUCGACGCCAAACUAUUCCGAUGAUGAAUUGAAUGCAAUCAGAGCAGCUGCAUCGAGUGACAUUCAAAAUGAUGUAGCAAACUUAUCAAAUCUUGAUACAAUGUACUAUUCGGGUAAGAUCCUUGACAAGUUUGCUUAUGUUUUAUAUGUACUAUACUAUGUUUUGAAAGACACUGACUCAACAAAAGCUUUGUUGGACAAAAUGAAGACAGCAAUGAACAGAUUUACAAAUAACCAACAGAUAAACCCUCUAUGUUACGAGACCAACUGGGGUGGUAUCUGUUCAACUGCUGGUAUGGCAAAGGGUGAUACCGGUGCUGAUUUUGGUAACGCAUUCUACAACGACCACCAUUUCCAUUAUGGUUAUCAUAUUCAUGCUGCAGCAAUCACCGCCAAGAUUGAUCAACUAGUUGGUGACGGAAGCUGGCUAACAAACAACAAAGACUGGGUUAACAAUUUAGUCAGAGAUGUGGCUAAUCCAAACGAAAGUGAUACCUAUUUUCCUGUUUUUCGUAACUUUGAUUUUUUUAUCGGACACUCAUUUGCACAUGGAAUUACCAUCUAUUCUGAUGGUAAGGAUGAAGAAUCCAGUAGCGAGGAUUACAAUUUUGCGUAUGCAAUGAAGGUUUGGGCACAAGUUAUUGGCGACUCCAACAUGGAAACACGUGCUAACUUGAUUCUAGCCAUUGAAAGUAGAGCAAUCGGAACCUACAUGCUAUAUCAAUCGAACAACAACGCCAUGCCAUCCAACUAUACUGGAAACUACGUCAGUGGUAUCAUGUUUGAAAACAAGAUUGACCACACUACCUAUUUCGGAACCAAUGAAGAAUACAUUCACGGUAUUCACAUGCUACCAAUUACUCCAGUAUCCUCGUUGAUCCGCUCUCCUGCUUUUGUCAAGGAGGAAUGGGAAAACUUUCUUUCGAGUAGAAUCGACGGCAUCAAUUCCGGAUGGAAAGGUGUUUUGAUGAUGAAUGUCGCUUUGUACGACCCUGGCACCGCAUACAAGUUUUUUAGCCAACCCAACUUCAACUACAACUACUUGGAUGAUGGUAUGACAUUGACGUGGUCCUUGGCUUACUGCUCGGGGGUGAACAACUGAUCCCGACCGGGUUGAGAAGUUCGCUUGCCGUAGUGCCACAGGCGGACCUGGGGAUCCGGAGGCGCU